CGUUCCGCGCAGGCGCGAUGUGGUGGUCCCACGUGGGCUGGUGAGUUGCCGGGCUGCUCGGGUCCCCGGGCUGGGAUCACAGUGAUGCCGAAAGCCAAGCUGGGCAAGGGCGGCCAGGCCCCCCGGAGCCUGGGCCUGGCCGAGCAGAUUCUGCAGGGAGACGCGGUGAAGCCGCUCGGCCGCCAGAAGGAGCGGCACCGCAGGCAGGAGGCCCGGGCCCGGGACGAGGAGGAGUAUGUGGACGCCCGGUUGAGCCGCAGGAUCCUGGAGCAGGCCCGAGCGCAACAGGAGGAGUUGGAGGCCGAGCACGGCGGCGGCGACGACCCGGGCCGCACCACAAAAACUACCGUGUUAGGCUCAGGUUCGAAGGGUAAAGAUUCGGACUCCGAAUCGGACGAUGAGUGGCCGACGCUGGAGAGUGCGGCUGCGAUUGCGAAGGAGGGCUACGGCGAGGAAGUAGUCGUGAACCCGGAGGAUGAAAAGGCGAUAGAUACGUUCAUGAACAAGAACCCUCCGCUGAGGCGCACUCUGGCUGACAUUAUCAUGGAGAAGAUCACGGAGAAGCAGACGGAAGUGGAGACGGUCAUGUCGGAAAUCUCUGGCCGACCGAUGCCGCAGCUGGACCCCAGGGUCCUGGAGGUGUACAAGGGUGUCCGUGAGGUACUGUGCAAGUAUCGGAGUGGGAAACUUCCAAAAGCCUUCAAGAUUGUGCCAGCGUUGUCAAACUGGGAGCAGAUUCUGUACAUCACGGAGCCAGAGAGCUGGACGGCGGCUGCCAUGUACCAGGCCACCAGGAUCUUUGCUGCCAACCUGAAGGCCAAGAUGGCCCAGAGGUUCUACAACCUGGUGCUUUUGCCUCGUGUGAGAGACGACAUUGUCGAGUACAAACGCCUUAACUUCCACCUUUACAUGUCCUUGAAGAGAGCGCUGUUCAAACCUGCAGCCUGGUUUAAGGGUAUUCUACUUCCUCUGUGUGAAUCUGGUACAUGCACAUUAAGAGAAGCUAUCAUUAUUGGCAGUAUUCUGACCAAGUGCUCUAUCCCAGUCCUUCAUACCAGUGCUGCGAUGCUGAAGAUCGCGGAGAUGGAAUACAACGGAGCGAACAGCAUCUUCCUGCGAUUGAUGAUUGACAAGAAGUACGCCCUUCCUUUCCGGGUGAUUGACGCGCUGGUUUUCCACUUCCUGCGGUUCCAGACGGAUAAGAGGACCCUGCCCGUGCUGUGGCACCAGUGUCUGCUCACCUUUGCCCAGCGCUACAAGGAGGACUUGUCCUCUGAGCAGAAGGACUCCUUAGUGGAGCUGCUGAGGAUUCACCAUCAUCCAAGCAUCUCUCCGGAGAUCCGCCGUGAACUGGUCAACUCCAAGUCGAGGGACGUGGAAGUGGGAAUGGCCUUGGACUGAUUUGUUUUCACUUCCUGCUGGCUUUGUUUUCUUGGCUGAAUAAACAUCUGGAUUUGAAGUGAUUUUAAUCUCGCCAACUAGCCUGGAUUUCUACUUGAUGUGGAGAUACUUUUUGUCUUGUUAUUAAUUAACAAGUUUUUAUAUUGACUUAAUCCUCGUGAAACUCAAGAACCAACUUUAUUCACCAUAUACGUUAACAUAUUAAUUGAAUUCUGCUUACUUGGGAGACAUUGGGAUUAGUACAUUUUGGCCCAAUUAAGCGGCCACCCCAAAUAGCCAAAGGUUCAUGGAAAUAGUUAAGGUAUAAAAAGAAAGACAAACAACCGUUUAACUGAGCAACAUAUUAUGACUCUCACCUGGAGGUUCGCUGUGUGAACAAUGACUUGUAUUUCCCAGUUACAGAUUCUGUGUGGCUCCAGUUUAGUCAGGCGCAAUGUGUCACAUCAUCACAGAGUACGUCAAGGGUAGACCAAGUUUAAAAAUACUUUAAAGGUCAAAGUAAAUUUAUUAUCUAAGUACAUAUAUGUCACCAUAUAUAACCCUGAGAUGUGUUUUCUUGUGGGCUUACUCAGUAAAUGUACAGAAUAAUAACCAUAACAGACCAUCCAACUUGGGCAUUCAACCAGAGUGCAGAAGACAACAAACUGUGCAAAUACAAAAAGAAAGUAAGAAUAAUAAUAAAUAAACAAGCAAUAAAUUUCAAGAAUA
Mobula hypostoma (lesser devil ray) is the source of this 2109-nucleotide messenger RNA. It is a transcript of the gene bysl, whose product is annotated as bystin-like. Bases 85 to 1401 code for a protein of 438 amino acids. The record is from RefSeq and is a predicted model, not a curated record. The transcript is spliced from 7 exons. Gene Ontology annotation, biological process: rRNA processing. NCBI's taxonomy places the organism in Eukaryota, Metazoa, Chordata, Chondrichthyes, Myliobatiformes, Myliobatidae. Gene Ontology annotation, cellular component: preribosome, small subunit precursor; nucleolus; cytoplasm. Gene Ontology annotation, molecular function: snoRNA binding.